Molecule: messenger RNA, 1081 nt
Organism: Oncorhynchus nerka (sockeye salmon)
Lineage: Eukaryota; Metazoa; Chordata; Actinopteri; Salmoniformes; Salmonidae
Product: pancreatic progenitor cell differentiation and proliferation factor B-like
Exons: 5
Coding region: 240-596 (118 amino acids)
Biological process (GO): multicellular organism development; cell differentiation
Source: RefSeq, a predicted model, not a curated record
CGGUCGCCUCGUAGUAUAAAAAGUCCUCGCCACCCUUCAUUCAGGCAAGACAUUUACUGCAGAUAUAUCGUUGGAGGUUUUUUUAUUUUUUUAUUUACCCAAAAAGGUAUUUUCAAAUGGGCCCCGUCGCCUAGCGUUUACUCUCCUAAGCCUCGCCGAUUGAGUUGGGUGCUGUUAAACGUCAGCACGGCUGGGUAACAAAAAGGGUUUCUAACGCAUGAUUCAACAAGUUCGUGAGAAUGGCAGCGAUCAACGCAGGCGGUUCUCUUGUGGCAACCCAUGACUACCACCGAAGGCGCAUCGGCUCCACCUCCAGCAGCAGCAGCUCCUGUGGCAGCUCAGAGUACAGCGGGGAAAUCAUUCCACAUCAUCAUCCAGGUCUGCCAAAACAAGACUCGGGACAUUGGUGGUCCAGCUUCUUCUUUGGGAAGCAGAACCAGCCAGGAAUGACCACUCUGACGGAGGAGGCCCAGCAGAAGACGGCGGCCAUGACUCUGACCAACGGCCAGGUGACCUGCGUUGCCAGGGAGAUGGUGAUGAAGAGGCAGGUCAGCGACGUCGAGAGGUCCGAGUCGGCGAGUCCACCCCCCUCCUGAGGCGAGAAGGGACCAACGCUAGGAGACGGGAGGCUGCUUUCCACCCCCCCCCCCCCCCCACUAAACCCUUUAAUUCUGUUCAAUCCUCCACACUACAUAGAAAGUAUGAAACAAUGUAUCAGGAAUACAAUGUAGUAUGCUAGCGUAGGUAUUGGAACAGACCCCCCCCCCCCCCCCUUUAACCAUACACUAUGGCUGCAUCGCAAAUAGCAUUCUGUGCACUACUAUUGACCGAAGCCCAUUUGGGUUAUGGUCAAAAGUAAUUCAUUAGAUCGGGUGCUGUUUAGGCUGUAACAACGUUCCCAACAUCCACGUUAGCAAACUACGUAGAAUGAAUAUCAGUCACUUUGCUACUCGCUAAGCAUUAUGGGUAUUGGAACAAUUAUUUGUUUGUCUUAGUAAGACAGGCUGCCAAUGUAACUUUUUGUAUCCUAUUUUUUUUUUUUUUUUUUUUUGUAUGACUAAAAAUAAAAUGAGGAACUAUA